CCGUUGCGUUAAUAACCUUCCCCUUCCCCCUCUUAUUCUCCCUCGUUACCACCAUCACCAGAUCACAUUCACUUUUUCUCUCUGCACGAACUAAGAAGAACCCUAAUCCCAUUGGAACUUUUCAGUUUCUCCCCUUCGUCGUCUUCUCUCUACCUCUCUGUUGGUGAUUUGUUGUUCGAUUUCUUGAUAUGGAAUCUGCGGCUUCGGUGGAGGAUCCGAGCGGUGGUGCCGUUGUCGACGAGAAGUACGAAUUCUCGGCGCCGAGGUGGUUUGAUUUUGUGAACGGGGAGACGGAGGAGGAGUCUCGUGGAGCGGAGCUCUGGUUCGAUUCCGCGUUGUGUUACGGACCGUCGCCUUCUGUUCCCAGAAUCAAAGCGAGGAGAUCAUUCAAGGUUGAGAGCAUGUGCAAUUUUAAUGAAGAAGCAGAAAAAAUGGAUAAGGCUAAACCUGAUGCUACAAAUAUUUCUUCGGGAUCGAAACCUCCUUUCUCCGAGACGAAGGAAGUAUCAGGAAAGGCUAUCGAAGUACAUACACUAACUACAAACGAAAUGUCUCACAACACCGCAGAUGGAGAGGAAAGAAGAACAGAAAAUUCUGCAGAUGUUCGAGAAGAUGAAAGUAAACUCAAGGAUGUGGUGACUGAACAGACAGAAAACAAGGAGAACAUUCCUCCUGUUGAUACCGAAGCUUGCACCCCUAAAGUACCAUUGCUUGCGUGUAAAGGACGGAAAGUGAUGGACUCCAAGAAUCGCGAGACAGCUAGGAAGAUAGCUAGUAUGCUGAGGAAUCCGUCUGCGCUGAAGAGCAAAAAACAGUCACAGUUGUCUCAAGCAAAAGGGAUUAAUCAGACAAGUGUUAAGAGGGAAGCAAAUGUAAAAAACAUUACCGGAACUCACAAUUUGGCUCAGGAAAACCAAGCCAUCAAAAGGCAGAAGCUUGAAGGUGGAAGAUCCAGACAGAUUCUAAAUCCAAGACCAACGGCUCUUCCCCACAAGACAAAACAAGGUCUUGUCAAUUCUAGCACAAACUUGUGCCCUUCAGCCGUCAAGCAAACCCAGAAGGAGAAUAGGAAGGUCUAUAUCCGUGAACAAAUCACACCCUUCGUUUCAACUGCGGAAUUGAUGAAAAAGUUCCAAUCAAGUACCCGAGACUUGUCUCUUCCUCAUACCAAAAAUUUGCUAUCACAGGACGGUGCCACUUUCCUUGCCCAGAACCAACCUAGGCUGACACUGACAAGGCCGAAGGAGCCAGAGUUCGAGACGUCUCAGCGGGUUCGUCCCAUUAGAGUUAAGAGUAGCGCAGAGAUUGAGGAAGAGAUUAUGUCAAAAAUUCCGAAAUUUAAAGCCCGGCCUGUGAAUAAGAAGAUUUUGGCUGCUCCAACUUUGUCUGCACCACAAAAAAGUACACCACAUCCUCCGGAAUUUCAGGAAUUUCAUCUGGAGACAAUGGCGAGGGCUAACCAGCAUGUAGAAACAUCUUCUAUAGCCUCAACAGAGGUGUCUAGGCAGCAUAAUGACUGGAGACCUCACCUCACCGAGCCAAAAAGCCCUGCACUCCAAACGAUGCUGAGGGCUCGUCCUACUACAGUCAAAAGUUCCACAGAACUAGAGCAAGAGGAACUCGAAAAGGCGCCGAAAUUUAAGGCAAGACCACUGAACAAAAAGAUAUUUGAAAGUAAAGGAGAGAUGGGCAUCUUUUGCAACACUAAGAAGCAUAUAACUAUACCUCAGGAGUUCCAUUUUGCAACAGACGAGAGGAUUUCCCGGGCCAAUUCAGUUGUAGACUUAUUUGAUAAGCUCUCAUUGAACUCUGAACCAUGCCAUGAAAAUCAUUUACCAAGAAACACCGCUCCAAACCCAUUCCAUCUCCGAACAGAAGAACGAGGUGCUGAAAAAGAGAAGAAGUUUGUGACUGAAAUAAUUCAGAAGCAGAUUGAGGAAGAGAGGGCAAGGGUUCCGAAAGCGAACCCAUAUCCCUACAACCGUAUGAUUAUGGGACUCCUAACAGUUCUCCACAUUUCAAAUCAGAUGCCACCAAAACCGGAACCUAGGCAUUGCACAAAACCAGAACCGUUCCAAUUAGAGAGUCUAGUGAGGCAUGAAGAGGAAAUGCAAAGAGAAAUGGAAGAGAGGAUGAGGAUGGAGAGGGAAGAGGCCCGGAAGAGGGUCUUCAAAGCACAGCCAGUACUAAAAGAGGACCCAAUUCCGGUCCCAGGGAAAGUGAGAAAGCCUCUCACAGAGAUUCAGGAGUUCAACCUUCAUGUAGAGCAUCGUGCCGGCGAGAGGGCAGAGUUUGAUCAAAAAGUCAGAGAGAAAGAAAAGAUGUACAAGAGAUACCGUGAAGAAAGCGACGCCGCACAGAAGGUGGAAGAAGAGAAAGCAUUGAAGCAACUCAGAAGAACAUUGGUUCCUCAGGCAAGACCAGUGCCUAACUUCAGCAAUCCCUUCCUUCCACAAAAGUCGAACAAAGAGAUCACAAAACCAAAGUCACCUAAGCUCAGAGUGAUCAAAAGAACAGAGAGGAGAAAGAUGAUGAUGACUUGUCCAGCCACCACUGCUGCUGCCGCCCAUAUGAGGUAGAAGAGAAACACAGAACAUAUCCGAUUUUAACUUGUUCAAGAACACUUGAACCUCUGAUCCCUGGUUCUCUGUAGUUAUAUAUAGCUAGUAAAUUUUUUUCCCCC
Messenger RNA from Tarenaya hassleriana, 2683 nucleotides. Its product is annotated as protein TPX2. The transcript has 18 exons. Gene Ontology annotation, molecular function: microtubule binding; protein kinase activator activity. The coding region runs from base 189 to 2579 and encodes 796 amino acids. Lineage: Eukaryota; Viridiplantae; Streptophyta; Magnoliopsida; Brassicales; Cleomaceae. Gene Ontology annotation, cellular component: nuclear microtubule; mitotic spindle. The record is from RefSeq and is a predicted model, not a curated record. Gene Ontology annotation, biological process: regulation of mitotic spindle organization; activation of protein kinase activity; mitotic spindle assembly.